This is a messenger RNA of Hypoxylon fragiforme, 417 nucleotides long. RefSeq lists its product as uncharacterized. The record is from RefSeq and is a predicted model, not a curated record. The transcript is spliced from 3 exons. Lineage: Eukaryota; Fungi; Ascomycota; Sordariomycetes; Xylariales; Hypoxylaceae. The coding region runs from base 1 to 417 and encodes 138 amino acids.
AUGCUUCCAACACUUGUCCGAAGAAUAGCGGCAACAUCAGUAUUGCACGAUCUGAGGAGCACGCCCAUAGUGACAAAACUGGCAGGGACCUACGAUGGCCGAUCCAAGCUUAAGAAAGUCUGGCCGCCCGAUUUCUCCAAGCUUUCCGAGAAGGAAAAGUUCCGAUUCGAAAGGCGCUAUAAGAGGAGAGUGAAGCUGGCGAGUGCGCGACCGCGAUGGGAUAAGUUCAUGCGGCUGGUGCAGCUGGUCAGCGUGACUUCCGUACUGAUAUAUACCGUCUUGUUCAUGAACUGGGGCCAGGAGAAACAUCCUUUCCAUGAUACAAGAGUGAAGUUUUGGAACGCAAUUGGCUUCCCCUCACCGGAACAAAGACAGAAACAAAAUCUCGACACACAGCCCAACAUACAUCCCAAGUAA